This is a messenger RNA of Harmonia axyridis, 1010 nucleotides long. Its product is annotated as ATP synthase subunit s, mitochondrial-like. The record is from RefSeq and is a predicted model, not a curated record. The coding region runs from base 354 to 929 and encodes 191 amino acids. The transcript has a single exon. Lineage: Eukaryota; Metazoa; Arthropoda; Insecta; Coleoptera; Coccinellidae.
GGUGGCGUUUCUGUGAGGUAAGGGUGUGUCGGUAAGUUAGUUAUUCAGCGUCACAACGUCCUUGUUCGUAAAAAAAUGGCUGGUUCGCAACGAUCUCGGGAAGCUAUUCAGUUACAAAUUCAACAAGAUUGGGCUAAUCGGGAAUAUAUUGAAAUAAUCACAGUCAGUAUUAAGAAGAUAACUGAUUUUUUGAAUUCCUUCGAUUUAUCUUGCCGUUCCAAGUUGGCCUUAUUGAACGAGAAGCUGACCACUCUCGAAAGAAAAAUUGAUUAUUUGGAAGCAUGUGUUACUAAAGGGGAAACUUUGACGUGAUAAUUAUUUUUGAUAUUACGACGCACCUCUUAUGAUUGAAAAUGUUGCUACAAGUAGUGAAUCCUGCUAAAAAGUUAUAUAUGAACAAUGUACCAUGUGUUCGAAAUCUUUUUCAAAACGUAUUAAACAAAGUAUUCAACGCUGUGGAUGAAGAUCGAAGAGAGAAAUUAGGACCUGAUCGUACAUGUGCCGAAUGGUUAUUAAGAAAUGGAGCAUCAGUAAAAUUCAAGGGUUCAUCAGAAUUCCUUAAGGACUACAACAAAUUGCCUGAUGAAGAUUUUCCGUUCAAAAUUGCUGAAGUUGAAGCUAUUGAUUCUAGCAUCAGCCAAUAUGGAUUCGGUAAUUUCAAAGGAUGUCAGCUUAUAUGGAAAAUAGUCUUUGAUCGAUGCUACCUUCUAGACAAUGAAGCAAUGAAGGGACUUUUGGUUCUUAAUGACUCUCUACGUCAUUUGAAAAUUACUAACUGUCCUGAUAUAACAGAUGGUGGGUUAUUAUACUUGAAAGAUUUGAAUUUGGAACAUUUGGAAAUGCAUAUUUCACCUUAUGUUAAAGAUAAGGAAAAUGUAUUUAAAACAUUGAAACUUGGUCUUCCCAAAUGUAAUAUCAUUAUGGGAUGAGUUUUAGUUAUUGUACUGGUUUUAGUUUAUUCAAUAGUCUAUUUUAUUCUAUUUAUUAUUUGUUAAUAAAAGUAAUGCUUU